This is a messenger RNA of Cyclospora cayetanensis, 336 nucleotides long. Its product is annotated as PHD finger-like domain-containing protein 5B. Gene Ontology annotation, biological process: mRNA splicing, via spliceosome. Lineage: Eukaryota; Apicomplexa; Conoidasida; Eucoccidiorida; Eimeriidae. The coding region runs from base 1 to 336 and encodes 111 amino acids. The transcript has 4 exons. The record is from RefSeq and is a predicted model, not a curated record. Gene Ontology annotation, cellular component: precatalytic spliceosome; catalytic step 2 spliceosome; U2 snRNP.
AUGGCAGCUAAACACCAUCCCGACUUGAUUAUGUGCCGCAAGCAGCCGGGUAUCGCAAUUGGCAGGCUGUGCGAACGCUGCGACGGCAAAUGCCCUAUCUGCGACAGUUACGUGCGGCCCCAUACGCUGGUACGGAUAUGCGACGAGUGCAACUAUGGAUCAUUCCAAGGAAGAUGUGUCAUCUGCGGUGGCCAGGGGAUUUCGGAUGCUUUCUACUGCAAGGAAUGCUGCCAGAUGGAAAAGGAUAGAGACGGGUGCCCGAAGAUCGUGAACUUGGGCAGCGCCAAAACUGACCUGUUUUAUGCACGUAAACAAUUCGGAGCCAAACGAAGCUAG